GUUACUUAACGUAACGUUAGUAGAUUUAGGAUAGCAGAUAGACGGCACUGUCUUUUACGCACAUUACGGUUUAUGUUGCCAGGGAGUGAUUCACAACCAUAGAGACACAAUGGAGCUGCAGUUACAGUGUAAAUAGCAGGUGCCAGUUCUUGCAACUCACACAGAACAUUUUUACUGUCACUCAAACUCGGGCAGUGCUAUGCUAAAAUGCUGUUUUCUACGGACUGCUAGCAGCUAGCUUAUUGUUGUUUUGCGCUAACGAAUCAGCUUUGUGAUAUACCAACAGCCCCGUUAGCUAACGUUAACGUUACCUGCUUGAGCUCUGAUACUGGCAUUGGCUGUAUUUUCCUCUGCUAGCUAACCUAUCGCUAGAUAUUAAAACUGUCUAGAUAAUCUGUCUGAGAGGUAUUAUGGAGUUUUCUUUCGAUAUUAACCAGUUAUUCCCCGAGAGAGUCUCCAUCUUGGACCAGACCAUUGUUGCGGGUCCUAAAUCAGCACUAAGGCCAGAUCUUCAAGCCCACAUAGCCACAGUUAUUGAUGAACUUGGGAGAGCCUCAGCAAAGGCCCAACAGCUGCCAGCAGCUAUAACAAGUGCCUCUAAGCUGCAGACCCAGAGGCAUCAGCUCUACCUGCUGAAGGACAGAGAGAGCAACGGAGGACGUGGUGUAGUGGUGGGAUUUCUCAAGGUUGGCUACAAGAAAUUAUUUCUGCUCGACCGACAGGGUGAGCACGUAGAGGCAGAGCCGCUGUGUGUUUUGGAUUUCUACAUAGCAGAGAACAUGCAGCGACAUGGCUACGGGCUGGAGCUCUUUGAUUUCAUGUUGCAGCACAAGAAUUUAGAGCCGGUUCUGAUGGCGUACGACAGGCCCUCACCUAAAUUCCUGUCUUUCUUGGCAAAGCAUUACUGCCUGACACCAAGUGUUCCUCAGGCCAAUAACUUUGUGGUGUAUGAGGGCUUCUUCCUCAACAGAUCAGCGGCUCAGUUGAGAAAGGUUCCCCUAAAAAAGCCAGAUGGAGAGAUCAAACCCUACUCUUUAAUGGCGAGGGAAGUGGUGCGUCAGGAAGAGCGGGCUCGUCCCUGGCCAUUUGCUCCUCCUCACUCCCCCCAGCGGUCGGUAUCCUCCCAGUGCUCCCACUCCCUGAGCGUGGAAUCCUCCCCCAGCAGAACGCCCCCACGAGCCGCUCCAGCUUCCUCCCCUGGGGGCAACAGGGACCAGAGCCCACAGUCCCCUCUAAUCGAGCGCUGCAGAAUAAGACGCACCAGCCAACAGGGUCUAGUUGCCAGAUGCAGCCUGUACAGCCGGCACAUGGACAGCAGAGCUGUUGGACUGCUGGACAGACCAUUGCCAGGUCUGAGACCAGUGGGGGAUCAGCCACACGCACUGGGAUACACAGACACACACAGGUUGGCCAGUAGUCACAGACCACAAAGCAGGUCCCAGCCUCUCUCACUUCCACUUCUGUUUGCAUCCAAGAAGGAUGGUCUCUGCAGCAAGAGGUCCUCGGGCAGCAGAGAGACACCCCUGGGUUCAGAUGCUGAAGCCUGUGGUGCCAAAGAGGAGAAGAGGGUGUUGGACAGUGGACAGCCUCCAGCACGAGGCACGUUGGUCAGCCAGGGACACGUGUCGGAGAAGGAGAGCGACAGAAACGGACGAGGCUGGUCGUGGACUUUAGGGGAGAACUGCUACACCGCCCAGUGGGUGAAGAAGAAGCAAGAUAGCAGGAGCACCCGGCCUUGGUGAUCGGGAACUAGUUGUCAUCAAAGUUUAGACAUUAUUUAGUUGUUGCUAAAAAUGGAAAUCCGUAUUGAAUUCUGGAACCAUUCAAUGCUUUCAGAACACAAACAUGCCAAGGCAAGAAUUCAGUGUGACCUUCAGAUGUGUGUGUGUGUGUGUGUGUGUGUGUGUGUGUGUGUGUGUGUGUGUGUGUGUGUGUGUGUGUGUGUGUGUGUGUGUUGAUGGGAGCUCUAAUUUAAAAAGUUCACUUUAACUAGUUGACCUAACUGGUGCCAGGAGCCAAAUAUCAAGGUGUUUUCACGACAAGAGCCAUCAGACACCAAUAUCUGUACCCAAUGGAAAACAUUGGUUUAAAUGUGUAUUAGGGCAGCAGUAUUGAAUAGAUAAAACUAAAGUUGCAACCAAUUCAGUUGUGCUAAUUUACAGAUAUAGCCAUCUAUAAUUCCCCGUGCCUCCGUGCUGGGGCCCAGGCAGGACUGUGACUGGUCCCCGGUGGGACCAUGUUCUGACAUUGGCUCAAAUUAAAUCCCCCACUGAUGAAGUAGUGAACGCAGGGCCGACUUGGAAAUCAGUUGCAAUGGUUUAUCUAUCCACGAGAGGGAGCAGUGAUUAUGGACAUGAAGGAUUUUACCCAUGGACUGUAAAAAUAAUGGACAAAGCUUCCAGGCCUGAAAAGUGAAGCCAAUGCUGAAGCUCCUUAAAGCUG
Perca flavescens (yellow perch) is the source of this 2442-nucleotide messenger RNA. It is a transcript of the gene atat1, whose product is annotated as alpha tubulin acetyltransferase 1. NCBI's taxonomy places the organism in Eukaryota, Metazoa, Chordata, Actinopteri, Perciformes, Percidae. Bases 411 to 1742 code for a protein of 443 amino acids. Gene Ontology annotation, cellular component: microtubule. Gene Ontology annotation, biological process: alpha-tubulin acetylation. Gene Ontology annotation, molecular function: tubulin N-acetyltransferase activity. The record is from RefSeq and is a predicted model, not a curated record. The transcript has 12 exons.